AUAGGACCACAUACAUGUUCGGAUGAGUCCAAUGAACGUCUAAUGGUUAAGGUGCUUCACACAAAAGGUCUAGCUAAAGGCAAUAAUGAGUGUAGGUGUGUCGUUGCACAUGAAAGAAGCUAGCUAGGGGGUAUUAGAAGGUGCCCUCUGUCUUUCACUUCAAUUUGUAUAAGUAAAAUAUUAAGGGAAUCCAUUAUGUUUAAUAAAUUAUAUAAACUGAAGCUAUACUAAAAACAUAUUAAAGUAUAUGUGUUUGAUCAAAUAUACUAAAAUCAGAAAAUAUAUAGCGCAUACAAAUUAACAGUUGAAUGAAAUUGUAAGUGGGUCCUUUGACAUUAAAAGCAAAAGAAACCCUAGCUCUUGAGAAGUUCGAAAAAAAGAUGUUCAAAUAUCACAAACUCUCUUCAAUAUUCCUCAUCAUCGUCAUCUUCCUCUCUUACCUGAUCAAAUCCCACAUCUUCAUCUACUAUGGAUGUUCUCAAGAAAAAUUCCAACCAAACACCCCUUCUGAAACCAAUCUCAACUCUUUACUUUCAUUAUUUGUUUCCUCAUCCUCCCAAGCCUUAUACAGCAGUUAUGCCAUUGGAAACGACACAAACGCAUCUUCAGAAUCUUCUGUUUACGGUUUGUACCAAUGUCGAGGCGAUUUAAGGACACAAGAUUGCGCAAAAUGCAUUAAAGAAGCAGUUUCUGAAGUAGGGUUAGCGUGUCCUUACUCAUAUAGUGGUAGUUUGCAGUUGAAUGAGUGUUUAGUGAGGUUCGAGCAUUAUGAUUUCUUUGGUGAGUUGGAUACGAACCUAAGGUUCAAGAAGUGUAGCAAAAGUGUGAGUCAUGAUGUGGAGUUUAUUAAGCGACGUGAUGAUGUAUUGAGUGAGUUGGGUGAGGCUAAUCAAGGGUUUAGGGUUGGUAGUGAGGGUUUAGUUCAAGGGUUUUCACAAUGUUUAGGUGACGUGAAUCCAAACGAUUGUAGUUCUUGUCUUGGUGAGGCUAUCUCGAAGCUGAAAAGCUUGUGUCGAUCAUCUGAAGCUGGGGAUGUGUUCUUGGCUCAGUGUUACGUGCGAUAUUGGGCAUCUGGUUACUACAAUUCUCCUCCGGAAUCAUCUGGUGGUGAUGAUAUUGGGAAAACAAUAGCCAUAAUUAUUGGAGUUGUGGCAGGUGUUGUAGCAUUUAUUGUGCUUCUUUCUUUUUGCAGAAAAUCAUGAGGUUAAUAAAGUAGCUAUGUAAGGGUGGCGUCUCAAAUGAAUUUGAAGCAAAGCUUGAUGCUUAAGUUAACCAAUGAGCAAUGCUGAUUUUGAAAUUACGACAAUGAAAUAUGUCUAGCAUUUAGCUGCCUUAAGUGUUACAAUCAUUUUUGUCGACCGUAUCAAUAUUUCAUAAAGAAAAUGUUCGCCUAUAUUUGUGUAUAAAAAAGUCAUGCAAAUGAAUAUGAUUAAAAUA
Lactuca sativa (garden lettuce) is the source of this 1437-nucleotide messenger RNA. Its product is annotated as plasmodesmata-located protein 8. Gene Ontology annotation, cellular component: plasmodesma. The record is from RefSeq and is a predicted model, not a curated record. Lineage: Eukaryota; Viridiplantae; Streptophyta; Magnoliopsida; Asterales; Asteraceae.